CCCCACCCCUCCUCCGCCAGCCGCGUCCUCCCGGGCUCGGUGAGGAACUGUUCCUGGAGGAGCCGCGGGACGCCGAAACCAGCCAAUGGGAAGCAGGGAGACGCGGAGAUUGGCACUGUAGAUGGGAAGUGGGUUCCUGGCUCAUCUGUUGAUGCAGUGCUAGAAGUGAGCUGCAGAACAGGAGUUACUGGAGAUGACAGUGACCAUGAGUCCUGAAGGAGGAAUAUUGAUCUCAGCGUUACUUUGACCAUUAAUGAAUUAUGAUGGCAAUAAGCAGAGACGCACACCUCCAGCCUCCUGGGAGCUUAAUCUUCUGCUACAGCGUUUGCAUUUGCAUAAACCUUCUCCCUCUGCCACUGGAGAUACAGAGAUAAAUGGCAUGGUUUCUGCCUCCAAGAUCUAUCAGUCUAAUGGGAAGAUGGUCACCGAAAGAGCUAAUUGUGAUGUGGGUAAUAAAGACCAUUCUAAGAGGACUAAGUACCAGCGUUAUCGACCCAUGUCUGAGCUGUGACUCAACAUCCUUGGAUAUUUACCGAAACCUCAUCGUCCUGUGCGAGUUGGUGUUGCUUCUUCUGUUGCUGUGGUACCUGGUGAGCUUGCCAUUUUCACCUACCUUCAGUAAAACCAAAGACAUCCGAAAGCGUCAGGGCAGAGCCAAGAGGAGAAGGAAAGGUGGAACACCGAAAGGUUGGAGAUGUCACCAGACAGAAAUAGAGGAGAAAACGAAGCUGAUUUCUAUUCUGAAAAGCCUCCUGGGCCAGCACGAUGACAACACCCGCAUUCGUCAGCUCUUAUGUCCAGACCCCUUCUGUGAGGCGUGUAAUAAUGCAACUGCUGAGAUCAAUCGGCUGCUACUCCCAGGGGCCCUGGAAGAUUCUGCUUCCUCUGUGUCCCCGUUGGCUUCCACAGCUCCUGUGACUGAGUCGUCAUUUACUCUGUCCCCUGCCUUCUCAACAGUCCCUCCAAGAGACCUAACACCAGCCUCUCUUCUUGAGCCUUCCCCACUGCCCCCCUCCGUUCUCUCCCCUAGCCCAAUGACCCCCUUAGUUGACUCUUUUUCACCCUCCCCAUUGGGUCAUUCUCUGGCACCAGAGCCUUUUCCUUCCUUGGAUUCUGAAUUCCCAGUGGACUAUUCCCCACCCCAACCCCUUGCCUUUCCCCCUCUCCUACCACAUGACACUCACACAGCAGAUCCUGUUCUCCCACGAGAGGCCACUUUGUCUCCGGAUACCGUUUUCUCUCUUGACCCCACCCUUUCCCAAGAUACCAAUCCCCUAUCAGAUUUGGCCCAGGCAAUGAAUCACCCCGAUUCUUUUGCUUGUCAUCAUGCACCACCAACUCUGAUGUCUCUUUCACCACAGCCAGAGUGCACUUUAUCUGUGACUCAAUCUGUGACUCCAGAACAGGAGAACUUAUCUCCAGAUAGCUCUGGUGGGUUAUCCACUUGUGUGUCAACAAUCAGAGGCACUGAGCAUUCAAGCCUGUCAAUUGCAGACUUCUCCUGGCGGCAAGCUCAUGCCAAAGACUCGUUCCCUUCCACGUUGGCACAAUGUGAUUUCAAUCAGGAGUUUCUUGACCUCCAUUCUUCAGAGGCCUCUUUUGGGGGAGACCCUGCAGCCAACCUUGUAGAGCCUGGUAACCUCUCAUUUCUCAGCCCUGAUGUCCUGGCACUCCUGGAGAGACAAGUCCAAAAGAGGAGCGAUUUUCUGAUGUGGAAGGAAAAGGAAAAUGAAAAAGAUUCUCUUCCAGAACAACUUAGGCCAGACUACCAACGAAAUUCUUCGUGGAAAAUGUUAGAGUCAACUGCUGAUAAGCAUGACUCGGCAGUCUGCCUUCCCUUUUGGAGCAGCAGAGACAAAUCAGAGGAGCUGCAUGUGCGUCAGCAGCCCCCAUAUCCUAAGACCCUGGAAGACCAUUUACAGCAAAAACCUAUCCAGUUCUUCUGGGGUCUCCCGUCUCUGCACAGCGAGUCCUUGCCCUCUGCUGUUCAUGUCUUGGCUGACAGUUCCUCAAUCUUUAUUUUCAAUAGAAACUCGAAUGCCUCCACAGGCCAAGAAUCACCAGUGCUUCCUGAUCCCCUGCCUCUGUCCUUGCCUGAGAUUCAGCCUGAGCCCUUGCCUCAAACCCUGCCUCAAUCUCAGCGCCUACCUCUCACUCAGGUCCAGUCCCAGGCCGACCCUCAGUCUCCACUCCCAGUCAUACCAUCUGAUCCUCUACCCCAGAUCAGGACCUGUGGAGUAAGUUUCCACAGACCUCAGGAUGAGUCCCAGUCUCUCUCCUCAUCUGAAAUUCAACAGCUGGAAUGGAACAUUUUGCAGAAACAACAGGAAAAUUUGUGGGGUUUACCCUCUGUGGUCCAAAGAUCUUGGGAAGACUUUUGUCCAUCAGCUCCUAACACUCCUCGCCACUGGGCCCCCCAGGCCCGUGUUUCAAUCUCCAUCCUUCCUGGGGAGUUUCCUCUCGGUGAUGAAGUUCGGAAGAAACUAGAGCAUCACCUUCGAAAGAGGCUCAUCCAACACCGGUGGGGCCUGCCCCGCAGAAUCUACGAGUCUGUGUCACUGAUAUUGCCUCCAAAUGGUUUUUCAGAGGCAUCUGAGUCGGUGAGCAAUAAUGGAGUCUCACUGAUCUCUGUGUUUAAGGGUCAGAGUAGCAAAAAUGGAAAUGUUGGAUUGAGGCAAACUGGAGGCUUCCAUGAGAGGAGCUCAGAAAUGUUCCAGCUAGAGGAAGGUGUGGGGAAGGAUCUGGGACACAGCCUAGAGAAUGGCCCAAAAGAUCACCUGUUGAAUGACCCAAAGAGCUCUUCAGGUAAGGAUCUGGUGUAUGACUCUGAGAAAGACCUAAAGAGUCAGAUGGUGAGUCUCUCAGAGAAAAAUCCAAGGAUGUCAGCAGAGAGUCUAGGUCAGAGACAACUUCAAAAUGUCCUAAAAGUACAUUUGAGCAAGAAGUUUGGAGAAAUAAAUGAGGGUCGGCUCCCUGGGACUGUGCAUAAUUCAUGGCAUGCUAUCAAGCAAACAUUGCUUCUUUCUGUGAAAUCCCACACCCAAACAAAACAGAGAAGUGUGCCAUCAUCAGUGGGUGCGGCCUACUCCCUGAAUACCUUCCAGGACCUGACUUUUGUUGAUUCCAAUACACAACAGAUGCUGGAAGCCCAUAUUAAAAGGUUUCAUAUGAGGAUGUUGUGGGCCCUUCCCCGCAAGGUCCUUGAAUCCAUACAGAUCUUUAAAUUGAAAGAUGCCUCAUCCCAGUCCUUGUCUCAUGCCAACUUGCCCUCCUCAACCAAUGUGAUUUCUGAGGCAGACUCCAAAUCUGGGAGCUUCAAGUCCUUUAGAGGAAGCUCUGAAUCUCUCCAUGGAGACAAAGCGGGAACAACAAAUUCAGCCCCUGUCCUGGAUCGUUCUCUCCCUGCCACCUCACCUGUGGGCAAAGGAGGACAGAGGGUCCUGAGACAAUCACGCUCUGAUGUCAACCGUAGGCUGGCAGAGGAUGUUCAGAGAAUUAAGGAUGCCAGACAGACUCCUCUGUCUGUUUCACUCUCCAUCGCAGGGAAAGCAGGUCCUAGACAGACUCAACUAGCCAACAGAUAUCCCCAAAAGCUGCUUGCAAAGCAAGCUGGGGCCAGAUAUGAGCCGAAGCAUAAGAGUGUGAGUUUCAGUGAUAAAGGAGAAAUGCAACGGGGCAAAAAGGUGGAGAAGUCAGAACCUGUUUCCAUGCCCAGAUUGUCUAGGGAGGUAUUCGCGGCUGAGGAGCCUGAUCCUCUUCAAUUAAAAACUAGUGACAUGGUGACAACUAGCAAGCCAGGGAGCGCCCAAAUGAUAAAUGUGAAUGAGAAUAAAGCAGAAACUACCCUGACCACUGGAAGCCCCCCACCCAAAUUACCAGUUCGCCAAGAUCCUAAAUCAUUAGACCUUAAAGAACAACUGUUCCGUGAGUUAAACUUUAAACUGGAGAACAGGGAGCAUAGCCAGGCUCAAGGCCAACCCACUGACACAUCCCUUGCUUCAGAUAACUUGACUUACGAGGCCUCACUGACUCAUGCCCAAGGUGUCUCAGGUGGGGACAUGGGAGCUUCCCAGGUGCUGCGUGUCCGUUUGGAGGACAGAGGAAUCAGGAUGGAGCAGCAGCAGAAACCUUGGGCCCCUAAGCAGGAUAAGAACUUCCCACCAACUGCAAAGAGAGUGAGCCCUCUGGAGCCCAAGGCAAAAGAGCUUGAUGGAGGGGAUAAAGGCUUGGGGACAUCCCAACUUAGGAGGAAGAGUUUCCCUACUCAGGAGAUGGUACUAGGGCAGACACGUGCGAGCAAGUGUUCCCAGACCCUAUCACAGAAGGGACAGCCUCUUCCUGAAGGCCAUAACGGAAAAAGAAUGAUGCACUUCUUGCAAUGGCUUUAUUCUGGGAUAAAAUACGAAAGUCAAGAAGAUGCCCAGGAAAAGGGCAGCCCCAUAUCAACUGUGCAGAACAGAGGCCUAGUUAAAAGUAAAGCUGCCUUUACUGGGACAACUGAAGCUCAGAAAAUCGUGACAGACAACGGGAAGUUCCUAGAGGAGAAACUGGGGUGUCAGCAUGCAAUUGAUGUCACCUGCUCUCAAGGGCCCCGUCCUCCCCCAGUGCAGGUGAGGAAAACUCAGCAAAAGGCGGAAGUGCAGGUCCGGACAGAACCUGUCCAGGGACAUCCUGUCAACUACAGGGCUCCCUCCUGUAAAGUGACAAAUGUCAAGUCCUGCCAUCAAAUAUCAAGUCCUACCUUUGCUGGCCAGAGUUAUCCUCCAAGUACAAGACAGAUCAGAGAUAAGAAGAGACACCCCCAGAAAGUUGUGGCAUUCAAGGACCAGCAACUAUGUCACAGACAUCUCCCACCAGUGUCCCACGGGGAGCCUGUGCCCCAUCCAAGCCCCACCCACAGGCGUCAAGCUGGCCAGGCACCCACGGCUGCUCUCAGCACUGCUGAAGGCACUGUGUCUGGACAUCGGUCUCUACUCUUUAGACAGAAAACAAUUCUCCAGAAUUCCCAGGGAGGAAGACUUCCCAUCCAGAAAUAACUCCUUCCUUGUG
Globicephala melas (long-finned pilot whale) is the source of this 5049-nucleotide messenger RNA. Its product is annotated as spermatogenesis-associated protein 31D4-like. The record is from RefSeq and is a predicted model, not a curated record. Lineage: Eukaryota; Metazoa; Chordata; Mammalia; Artiodactyla; Delphinidae.